Halichondria panicea is the source of this 1054-nucleotide messenger RNA. RefSeq names its product oxidoreductase NAD-binding domain-containing protein 1-like. The transcript has 6 exons. Gene Ontology annotation, cellular component: mitochondrion. Gene Ontology annotation, molecular function: oxidoreductase activity. The coding region runs from base 67 to 885 and encodes 272 amino acids. Lineage: Eukaryota; Metazoa; Porifera; Demospongiae; Suberitida; Halichondriidae. The record is from RefSeq and is a predicted model, not a curated record.
AGCAUGUAAGUAUGCACUGAUCUCUCUACACUGACUGCACUGCAUACUGAUAGGGUUAGGAUUCUGAUGAGUAGUUUGACUGUAAGAGCCUCCAGCAGCAGCACACAUGUGGACAGGACUAAAGACAGCACUAGGAGUGAUGUGGUAUCAGGGGUGAUAGUGUUGGACAUGCGCAAGCUCUCCCCCACAGUGAAGGGGUUCACUCUGCAGGUGGAGGACAACUCACUGAGCUUCAAGUGUGGACAGUGGGUGGACCUGUCCAUUCCCAGUGAGGAUGUUGUCGGUGGCUACUCAUUCACAUCUCCUCCGCACCAGCUGAAAGAGCAGGGAACCGUCACGUUGGCCAUUCAGACCUCCGACCACCCCCCUACACUAUGGAUGAACAACAAGUGUAAAAUGGGUGACAGACUCUUGAUCAGAGUAGGUGGGGACUUCACAUAUGACCCUCCUUCCAACUCCCCUGCCGACAUACUACUAAUUGGUGGGGGCGUUGGAAUAAAUCCUCUAUUCGCAAUGCUGCAACAUCAUACCUACCUACAGCAAGCAAUGGCUCGAACGUUAGAACAGAGAGGUCGUGCUCACCUCCUGUACUCUGCUCGGAGCAGGGAAGAGCUUCUCUUCAAGGAUCAUAUUGAUGGGUUGGUAGUGCAUUCCAGUGGACUAAUCAAAGCGAAUUAUUUUGUGACAAGAGAAGAGUACAGUGGUCCUCACAUCAGAGCUAGACGGAUGGUUGAAGGUGAUGUACGAGCAGCUCUCUCACUAUUGGACACCUCAAGGCUCCAGUGCUACGUGUGUGGACCACCCCUCAUGACAGAGAGUGUCUUAGCACUACUGAUCUCUUGUGGAGUGGACAGGCAUAGAGUAUUCUACGAGAAGUGGUGGUAACUGUUAAUACUUUUUGCAGUCUUGCUGUCUUUUCACAUUGAUUGUCAAUUUUAAUUUAUCUGUCCAAUCAUAAUUUGUGUGUACAGUCAUGUGGAGACAAUCAAAAGAGAGUGUUGCCUCAACUGUUGAGUUUUUUUUUGCUUCUUGAUAUUGAAUUUCAUUUCUGAGG